Molecule: messenger RNA, 1097 nt
Organism: Cyprinodon tularosa
Lineage: Eukaryota; Metazoa; Chordata; Actinopteri; Cyprinodontiformes; Cyprinodontidae
Gene: clrn2
Product: clarin 2
Exons: 3
Coding region: 213-914 (233 amino acids)
Source: RefSeq, a predicted model, not a curated record
GUUUCUGCCAGUGAGAGAUCACCCUGACGCUCCUGGGUUCAGUUUCUCCUCCCGUGUGACUUAAACAUGAACACAAGCGACAUCAAUCCAUGAGUCCAAACCUUCCUUCUGUCCAGACCCAGAGGAGGCGGUGAAGGGCUCUUUGAACUCAUGGUGAUCAGCGCGCGCUCCCAGCACAGCGCCCUGUUCCUGGGCCACCAUGGGCUCCUAACAUGCCUUCUCUCUGGAAACGAAUAACAUUCUCGGUGGCCUCGGCGCUCUGCCUCUGCUCGGUGGUCCUCCUGGUGGGGGCCCUGUCCACGGAGCGGUGGGUGAUCGGGAGGAUCCUGUGUAAAACCGGUGUGGACAUAGUCAACGCGUCCAGUCCAGAGCUGGAGCAGUUUAUUGGGGACAUUUACUACGGUUUGUUCCAGGGAGGGAAGACCAAGAGGUGCGGACUCGGGAACAGGCGCUCCAAAAUAUACAUUUUUCCCAAGCUGGUGCAGACGCUGAAUGGUGGUCUGCACAUGAUGGUGAUUAUCUUCCUGCUGGUGGCUGUGGGCUUCGCCCUGGUCAGUCUGUCCUUCUGCAUUUACAACGCUCGUAAAGUGCCCUACCAGAGCAUCAAAGGUCACAAAGGACUUUACCUGUGGAAUUUUAUCGCUGCUCUUUUUGGUGCCCUAGGUCUUCUUUGUUUCCUAGCAGCCGUGAAGCACCAUCGUCUGACUGAGCGGGUGGCAAACUAUCGAGAGAACUUCUUUGUCCUGGAGGUCCUGGAGGACAUCUUGGACUGGUCUUUCUGGCUCGGGGUCGGCAGCAUCGUGACUCACUUCGCCGUUUGUGGAAUGGUUGCCAUGAGUCGCAUAAAGCUGCCCAAACCGGAGAUCAAGAAGCCUGAAGAGCCAACAAUCUCUGCCCUGGACCUACUCUAUUGAGAAACGCACACAAAAAACUGCUUUGUUUUUCAGUCUGGAAAACAAAAACCACAUUCAGUCUGAGAUUUGUAAUAAUGCUGCCUGAUUCAACCUACGGUUAUUUCAGGAAAAAUAUAUUUAAAGGACUUUUAAUGAUGAUUUGUGUCAAAAAAUAAGUAUCUGGAAAUAGAUGUAUUAAAAUUU